AUAAAAUCUAACUAAUACUAAAAAGGAUAUAUGAGCCUCAGCUAGCCUAUCCACGUAUGCAAAUUAAAUCCACCUAUCAGAAUAUAGUUUACUGCCACAUCAUUUAUAUAAAACAAAAGAUAAUUCGACUAGGCCAACUAAUGUGAUAGGACAAAAAGAUAAAAACGGCAUAUUUGAUAGAGCCCAUCUCUUAGCCUAACACAUUGCUCGUAACAAUUGUCACCGACUUUUCCAUUUCACCUUCAUCGUUCCAAAUCUCCGUUUCACUGUAAUAAUCAGACCCCCACUCUUCUUAUUCAAUACCUCUUUACUUCUUUCUUCAUUAGAGAUGUUAACGUUUCAACUCCUUUGGUUUCUCCUCUUAUAUAACCCCUUCGUUCUACAACAUCCAGAGAAUGACGACAACCGAUUCGGUCCAAACCUGUGGCAAGUCUGGUGAGAUUACGAAUCUCACGACUCAACAGUCCAUCGAGUGAUGCUCGAGCCGUACGCAGUUUACCACGAGCUUUACGAACCGGAUUUGAGUUGAGGUGUGGCAGAUAUGAGACGGAAGCGAGCCGUUGAGUCCAUUGGAGGAAAUAUCAAGACUUUGCAUCUGAGGGACAUCCAAGAAGGAGGAAGUGAAAACGCCUUUGUAGGGGGGGGAUUUAAGAAAGAAGACAGACAAGAAGUUACUAUUGUACAGGUUGUCUGCAACAAGUUCAACUGUAUCACCAUUGUUAAAGGAGUUGAACUUUUUGCUGAAGCCAACGUGUUUGCAUCGUCUUUUGUGGAUGCGACUGUUGCAGUUUGGGAUGUCGGAGUUGGGAAGUCGCAUGCAUUAGCUUUCAAGGCACAAAAAGAUGUGAAUGUUAUCUCAUGGAACAGAUUCUUUUGCCAGGAUGGAAUGCUCUGGUAUCACAUUUUGAGAAGCAUAAGCAUCCUACCACGUCAAUUGAGUAAGGCGCUCAUGAAUCCUCAACUCUUGCAGCCUCUUCUGGCGAUAAUCAGCUCACGAUAUGGAAUUUAUCCUUAGAGAAGGAUGAAGAAGAGAAGCAGAGUUCAAAGCAUAUAACAAGUAACAACUGAACAAGUUAAAACGCCUCAAGACUUGCCUUCUUAGCUUCCUUUCACCAGUUUUUUUUCCAAGAAAAUCAGGGACAAGGACUUGAAGGAACUUCUCUGGUACAACCAGAUUCCAGGGAUGAUCAUCUCAAUUGCUUCUGAUGGUUUUAAUAGUUUUGAUGCCUUACAACAUGUAGAACACCCUUCCUGAUCUUGGUUCCUAAGAAGAUUGAGUCUCUGAAAAAUUUCAUGUAUUGUAAUCUCUUGGGUUUUGUAUUGUCAUCUCUCUUUUCUACUGAAGUUUCCUUUCAUUGAUAGCAAGUUUUAUGAAUUGUACUCUUUCACAACUUAACGUUUCACUAAUAAGUUUUGAAAAUAUUCUCAUCUCUACGAGUUUCUAUUA
Messenger RNA from Brassica rapa (field mustard), 1447 nucleotides. RefSeq lists its product as uncharacterized. The record is from RefSeq and is a predicted model, not a curated record. Lineage: Eukaryota; Viridiplantae; Streptophyta; Magnoliopsida; Brassicales; Brassicaceae.